This is a messenger RNA of Microthlaspi erraticum, 999 nucleotides long. The record is from the annotation of a GenBank genome assembly. NCBI's taxonomy places the organism in Eukaryota, Viridiplantae, Streptophyta, Magnoliopsida, Brassicales, Brassicaceae.
AUGGUGACGGACAAGGAAGAAGGAUCCAGCGGUGUUGGAGAGGCCUUGCUAGAUCAGAUCAAGAAGAUGAUGGCGGACGAGUUUGAUCGGAGAGAACAGAUCAAACAAGGCAAGAGGAAGGAGACUAGGAAUCCGAUACAUAUCUCCGAUGGAGACAAGAGGAACGAUCCCAUGGCAUCUCAUGGUCUCGGUGACGAUCAGGCUCAUGCCUACUACGGCAGCGGUCAUUCCUCUCACUCAAGCCGGCGCCGAGCUAGAAGGCAGCGAGAAGAGCCCAACCGUAUGGUUGAGAACUUGGGCGGCUACAAGAUGAGGAUUCCACCGUUUCAUGGCCGAAACAAUCCGGACGAGUACAUGGAUUGGGAAAAGAAGUGCGAGUUCAACUUUAACUUGCACAACAUCAUUGGAGACAACCGUGUCAAGCUAGCCGUCUCGGAGUUCAACGAUUAUGCGUUGAGAUGGUGGGAACAAAUCAUUUUGGCGCGCGAGAUUGGUGGUGCCUUUGAGGAAGCUUACUCAGGGUCCAAGUCUGUGGAAGAAUAUUACCAAGAGAUGGAGGUAAUGCUCUUGCGCGCCAAUGUGGUUGAAGAUCGCGAGGCCACUAUGUCUCGAUUCCUUGGAGGCUGUCUUGGCCGAGACACAAUUGAAAAGGAGAAGCUCCACUCGAUUCAAUUCAGAGCCGCGCCGACCAACCUUUACCGCGACUCUAAGCCUUUCGCGCCCAAGUCAGAAAUGAAACCUCUGGCUACUAAUCAAGACAGGAGCCGGACUGAGCGCACUCCACCAGCCAGAACCCGUGAUCUCAAGUGCUUUAGGUGUCAAGGGUUUGGGCAUUAUGCCUCUGACUGCUUGAACAAGAAAGUGAUGAUCAUCGCGACAAUGGAGAGAUUGAGUCCGAGGAGGAUCCUGAGCCAGAGAAACCAGAGAAAGAAGAAGAGCCUGAGGAGUAUGAAGCCGUGCCUGUCCAAGGCAGACUUUUGGUGGCCAGACGUGUCUUGA